This is a messenger RNA of Sugiyamaella lignohabitans, 1317 nucleotides long. RefSeq names its product putative serine/threonine protein kinase ENV7 (gene ENV7). Gene Ontology annotation, molecular function: ATP binding; protein serine/threonine kinase activity. The coding region runs from base 1 to 1317 and encodes 438 amino acids. Gene Ontology annotation, cellular component: Golgi apparatus; cytoplasm. The transcript has a single exon. NCBI's taxonomy places the organism in Eukaryota, Fungi, Ascomycota, Dipodascomycetes, Dipodascales, Trichomonascaceae. The record is from RefSeq and is a predicted model, not a curated record. Gene Ontology annotation, biological process: vacuolar protein processing; regulation of vacuole fusion, non-autophagic; protein phosphorylation.
AUGUCAUACAUUUCUGACUUUUUCGACAGUUUUGCGUCAUGCUUGACUUGUUUUCAAUCGCCAGCUCUACGCAUUAACAACCGCAAGUUCAAAAUCGUUAAAUUACUCGGUGAAGGUGGGUUCUCGUAUGUUUACCUCGUGCAAGAUAUCCGAUCAGACCAGCUGUUUGCUUUGAAGAAGAUUCGUUGCCCAUUUGGACAAGAGUCCAUUCGAGCGGCAAUGAGGGAAAUUGAAGCGUAUAAGCUUUUCAAGAGUGACUAUAUUAUUCGAGCGGUGGACAGCGCCGUAGUGCAAGAGAAAGAUGGGUCUAAGACAGUAUAUAUCCUGCUACCAUAUUUCGAAGAAGGCAAUUUACAGGACAAAAUCAAUGACAACCUGAUAGAUGGCUCAUCUUUCAAAGAGCAAGAACUAGUACAAUUGAUAAUAGACAUCUGUAAAGGAUUACGGGUUAUGCAUAACCAUCAUGGUACUGUCAGAGAUAUUUCAUCUCAAGAUGCUUUUUUAGAUCGUAUCAGCGAGACAGAUACAUAUGUUAUUGGCCAAGAAGAAGAAGAAGAAGAAGAUGAUGAUGAUGAUGAUGAUGAUGAUGACGACGAGGGGGACAAUGGCAUUGACACUCAAACCGAGGGUGAAGACGACAACGAUGGAGGUACUAAUGGCGGACCAUUGGCACGAGGAGGAGAUGGCAGUGAACAAGCUAAGAACAAGAAAAGAGAUUACUCAAGAAAUUCAAGUAACACAAACGUGUCGUCACAUGAAUCACAUGCUCUGCUGCUCAACCCAGACGAUACAGAUGGUGUCAAUGACGACCUUCCAGAAGGAAGCACGCCGCUGACGGAAAUAAUUCCUUUUGCCCAUCGAGAUAUCAAACCAGCCAAUAUUAUGAUUAGUCAUACUACUGGAAAACCCGUGCUCAUGGAUCUUGGCUCUUGCUCAAAAGCACGGGUCCACUUACGGACACGGCAACAAGCACUAGAACUACAAGAUCUGGCGGCAGAGCAUUGUACACUCCCAUACCGCGCUCCAGAGCUGUUUGACGUCAAGACAAACUCCUCGGUUGAUGAACGAGUAGACAUUUGGAGUCUCGGAUGCUCCAUUUUUGCAUUAAUGUACAGUGCGUCACCCUUUGAGCUCCAGAACUCAGAGACUGGUGCUAACCUUAGUAUGGCCAUUAUCAAUGGUCAAUACAAAUUUCCAACCACGCCAGUCUACUCCGACAAACUCAAAGAUCUCGUCAAGAUGUGUUUGACAGUGUCGCCUACUGACCGGCCAACCAUCGAUCAGGUUCUGGAAGCGGCAGAAGCUCUCGCUCAAUAA